AUGGACGAGUUUGACUUUACAUCAUAUCCACUAACUGAAGGCACUAAAUUCCCUUUUAAUGAAGGGACGUAAUUUGUCUUUACUGGACGAUUCUACAAGUAUGCCUUAGAAUCGUAGUUUGGAAGCCAAAGAAAAGUUGGAAAGAGAUAUGAAAUUCCAGUUAUGCGACAACAGCCAUAGCAUUCAGCGCCCUGUUUUAGUUCAGUCAGGAAACACCAGGAGCGAAAGAUAG
Molecule: messenger RNA, 232 nt
Organism: Pocillopora meandrina
Lineage: Eukaryota; Metazoa; Cnidaria; Anthozoa; Scleractinia; Pocilloporidae
Source: the annotation of a GenBank genome assembly